Messenger RNA from Bombus impatiens (common eastern bumble bee), 1724 nucleotides. It is a transcript of the gene slmo, whose product is annotated as protein slowmo. The record is from RefSeq and is a predicted model, not a curated record. Gene Ontology annotation, cellular component: mitochondrial intermembrane space. The coding region runs from base 185 to 880 and encodes 231 amino acids. NCBI's taxonomy places the organism in Eukaryota, Metazoa, Arthropoda, Insecta, Hymenoptera, Apidae. Gene Ontology annotation, biological process: phospholipid transport. Gene Ontology annotation, molecular function: phosphatidic acid transfer activity. The transcript is spliced from 5 exons.
AACUCUUGGUGGAUCAAUAUACAUUAUACAAUAAAAGUGGAGACCUUUCGUACUGUCUUUUAUAUUACAUCAGGUUUUGGAAUUGGUAGAUGAACCUUGUAGUACUAGAGAGUAAUGUUUUCGUGUGAUUAUUAACAAUUUAAAUUAUAGUCAACCAUACGUUAUAUUGAAAAAUUCUAUAAACAUGAAGUUGUGGACAUCACACCAUACUUUUGAUCAUCCAUGGGACACUGUUGUGAAAGCAGCAUGCAGAAAGUAUCCAAAUCCUUUAAACCCAUCGGUUUUGGGUACAGAUGUCAUCGACAGAGAAGUCAGGGACGGUGUUCUCUAUUCUCAUAGAUUGGUCACCACUCAAUGGCGUUUUCCUAAAUGGCUAUCACCAUUCUUCGGUCAUCAAGGUCCAUACUACGCCAGCGAAUGGAGCGAAGUAAAUCCAGAAUCUAAAGAAAUGGUAGUCCGAACGGUAAACAUAAGCUUGGGGAAGCACGUUUCGGUCGGUGAAGUAGUCACGUAUUCACCACAUCCAGAGAAUCCGGAGACAACGCUUUUAACACAACAGGCAGUAAUUUCUAUCCAAGGGGUGCCGCUCAUAGACCAUCUAGAAAGGUUACUGACACUAACGAUCGAACAAAACGCGAAUAAGGGACGACAAGCAGUGGAAUGGGUCAUCGAGAAACUCCAAUUAGAAGUGAAAGAUAUCGCGUCCACUGCCGCGAAAUCGACAGACGACUUACUCAAUCAAACGCGUCGGCAAUUCGAUGACAUCACGAAUAUUACGAAACAGGGCAUGGAAGAUAUUCAAAACGUAGCGAAGAAGUCAUUCGAUGAGUUUCAGAAUUUGACAGUACCACCUCCGUCACAGUCGAUACCAAAGUUAUAGCUAAUAUAUCACGCUAGCUUCAAUCUCUUUAACUAACGCCAUGUAAUCUUCGAUGGAACGAUUGUAAAUGAAAUAAAACGAUUCGAUGAGAAACAAUUCCCUUCACUAUAGUUUCGGUGCUAUUUCCAAAAGUAUACACGGGAGGGACGGAAUUAACAAUUUUUAUAUUGUUGCCCAAUAACUGUACAGCCAAUAAGAUUGAUGAGUUAAUCUAUUGAACUGUUAUCAGUUAGAAGACUAUUUUAUCAAAUGUAUAAAUAUCAAAUUAUAUAAAUGAAUUUUUCAUAUGGAUAUAAUAUAUUUUUUAGAGCUCAGAGAGAGACUUGAUAAUUUUCGAAUGAAGGAAUAGAGGUGUUGCAAACAAGGUUAUCGGUGAAAGUACAAAAUAACGUUAGUUUACUAAUUUAUAUAGAAAUAAAAAAGAAACAUUUUUUACCGUCAAUCGUUCCGCAGAAGUCGCUUUAGUAAAAGAGAUGUGGCUGCGGUAGUUAAUGAAAAAGAGAUAACUGAUAAUAUCACGGCUCAAUAUUAAAAGGAUUCGUUUUUGCAGAAAUUCUGUUGAAAGCAACUUGCUAACGAGAAAGUCAUUGAAAAUAUAACAGUAACGUAUUUUAUAGACAGCUGGUAUGUUUUAUGUACGUGUUGUCUAUGAGACUGAUUGAACAUUUCACCAAACGCUUAUUUCUUUAGCUUUAUAUUUGUUUGAGUAUUAAGCCCACAGAAUUCUUUAAAACCAUGUCAAACGUUGUCUGAGGCAGUUGUGCCUUCAAACGUGUCUUCAACCUUAUACGUGUUCAAACUUAGUCUUGUCGUAGUGUCAGCGACGUAUCUUUCCUAUAGUUGC